This is a messenger RNA of Mus musculus (house mouse), 1824 nucleotides long. Its product is annotated as predicted gene 2832. The transcript has 6 exons. Bases 557 to 1207 code for a protein of 216 amino acids. The record is from RefSeq and is marked validated. NCBI's taxonomy places the organism in Eukaryota, Metazoa, Chordata, Mammalia, Rodentia, Muridae.
GGCUCCUCCCAUCCACCCGCGCUCCAGGCACACUCUGGGCUGCUCGGCACGCCCCCUCUCGUCCCGCUGCUUCCCGCGUGGCGCUCAUCCCCGAGGGGCCCCAGCAACCUUUUCCUCGCGAACACUGCACGAGCCCUGCUGGAGAAGAAAAGUGCAGAGAUUGUGGGCGGACCAUGUAAUCACUGAGGAGGGGGAAGAGGAGGGAUAGGAGUUCUCCUGCAAUGAUGGCGCGGCGCGGCGUGGCGACUUGGCUAGGCGGAGUUUCAUUGCUGCUGUGCUUGAGGUCCAUCCUUCUAGCCUGGCGGCCGCGAGUCCGACUCCGUGCCUCCCCGAGGCCAGUAAGGCAGCGAGUGCGCACCCCUGUUCCACUGUGUCACGCCGGCAGCCUGAAGCUAGCAUGGAGAAGGACAGCCUGAGUCGCUCUGAUCACCAGUAUGAGUGCGUGACGGAGAUCGGCUAAGGCGCCUAAGGGAAGGUGUUCAAGGCCCGCAACUUGAAGAAAGGCUGCCUCUUAGUGAAUCUUAAGCACUUGUGAGUGCAGACCAGUGAGGAGGGCAUGCAGCUCUCCACCAUCCGCGAGGUGGCGGUGCUGAGGCACCAGGAGAAUUCCAGCACCACAAUGUGGUCAGGACAGUUCUGUAUGAACUUCUCAUAUCCAGGAAAUGGAGCAAGAGGAAAGCCAAGCAGAAGGCAUCCAUUUCCAGCACCUCAACACCUUUUCACAGGACGGGUGUCUGCUGGGAAAACAUCAUUCCAAAAUUGCAACAUCACUAAUCAUAUGAAGAAUAUGAAUAAACUAGACGAUAUGAAAUUUUAUAUCAGGAAGAUAAAUGCUGAGAGGUUAGAACUUUUUCGAAUCUUGGACAUUGACUUGAAUACUGAUUUGAACUACAGGAUGAACACUGAAUUCACCAUCAUUAAAUCACAACAUGAGAAGACAAUGUUGGAUAUGGAAAAAAUGACACAGUCAAUAAGUGAUACCAUUGAGAAGUACAAGGAAUUCAUAGAAGAUAAGGAUUCCUACAGGUGUGAAAUACUCCAGCAGGAAUUGGAACAUGGAACAGACCAGGACAAGGUCUCCUUUGAAGAUAAAUUCUAUAGGGGGAUCUCUGCGUGUGCAAAGCAAAUACUUCAUCUCAUCCCCAGUAAUCAUGGCUAUCAUCUGCUGCAUUUUCUUCCUUUACUUUUGUUUCCUUGCAAUGAAUAGCCCUUAAUUUCAUCUGGGCUCAGGCUCAGCAAGAGUGAGCAUGUAGAGGGAUUCAGACACGUGCUGAGGCACAUCAAGAGCUGCUGGGAAAACAGGAAGAUUCUGAGAGUGUAAAUUUUUCUUGUCCUUAUAUGUCAUCAAGGAAAAUUAGAAAAUCAUUCUACAAAAUCACAAAGACUUUGAGCUAAAUUCUGUAACAUGUUUUCUGCUUAGUCUUGGGUGUCCAUAUUUUUCAAAACCAUACUCCACAAAAGAGACCUACUUACAUUCCUCUUGUGAAGAUUGUUACCAGAAGUAACUUAUUUUCUACUGUGUUGCCAAGGACAGCCAUGGGCUGUAAGUCUGUGCUGCUAAAUGACAGCCAAAGAAGGCUCUUUAGCACAAUUCUUGCUUUUAGAUUUUGGUUUGAGCUUUGAUUACUUUUGUUCUUUGGUUUUCUUUAGUUUCCUUAGAAGUUUUUUUGUUUGUUUGUUUGUUUCUUUGGUGUUGUUUUGUUUUGUAAUUGAUUUAAUAUUUUGAUAAGGCUAUACACUGUACAUAUUGACUGCCCACUUUUAGUUACUAUUGAGUAAAUUGGAUGUAUUCUUGUGAAUAAAACAGUGAUCUCUAACUCUUCA